Oryza sativa Japonica Group (Japanese rice) is the source of this 8252-nucleotide messenger RNA. RefSeq names its product putative disease resistance protein RGA3. The record is from RefSeq and is a predicted model, not a curated record. Gene Ontology annotation, molecular function: ADP binding. Lineage: Eukaryota; Viridiplantae; Streptophyta; Magnoliopsida; Poales; Poaceae. Gene Ontology annotation, biological process: defense response to other organism.
CCUUAUCUUUUUCAGUGCCUCAGUUCCUUCCAUCUUUCUUCACCUUUCCCCUCCUCUCUACUAUCGACUAUUCACUAGAGAUCACGAUCAAUGGCCGGACUGUUUGCCACUCUUGCCAUCAGGAAGGCACUGGACAAGCUCUCCUCCAUCCUGCCAGCAAGAAGCCUAUUGGCAUCCUCCUCGUCGGCAGCUGCUAUGGUGAGGCAAGGGCAGGAGCAAGAUCUGGAGGACCUCCGGAUGCUGGAGCGGACGAUGCACAGGAUUCACGCGACUCUGAAGGACGCGGAGCAGCACUGGGACAUCCGUGAUGAAAGCGCCAAGCUGCGGCUCAAGGAGCUCAAGGAGCUAGCGUAUGACGCGGAGGACGUGGUGGACGAGUACGAGUACGAGGUGAACCGUUGCAAGGCUGAGGCUCUCCAGCUAUCUGCAAGCGUGGCCAGCCACAAGCGUAAGUGGCAACAGGAGGAAAAUGAGGUCUUGUACCAUAAUACUGGUAUGGUACAUGUUCCAGAAGAGCUGGCUCUUAAAGCAAGGAAACUUAUUAAGAGAUUCCAUGAAAUCCAAUAUUAUUCUGAUAAUUUUACUUUAUCGGAGAAUGAUGGAGAGAGACGGUUUGCUCCUAAUAUUGGUACUCUACCCAAGACUAGCUCUGUUAUAUAUGCACCGAAAAUUAUUGGAAGAGAGCAAGACAAGGACAACAUUGUAGAAAAGUUGUUGUCCAUGACGAGUGACAGUGUAGCUACUCCAGUUUCUAUCUUGGCUAUUGUCGGUAUGGGUGGAUUAGGCAAGACAACAUUGGCACAGCUUGUAUAUAACGACUCAAGGAUAAAGGGUUUUUUUGACAUGCAUGCAUGGGUUUGUGUGUCAGAGCAAUUUGAUCCUACUUACAUAACAAAGAGCAUCAUAAGUUCAUUAGAGAAGGAUAAUUGUGGUCUAUCGGAAGUUUGUAGUCCUCAUGAGACAUUGGCAAAACGAAUAAAGCACAAGAUGGUUUUACUUGUGCUGGAUGAUGUAUGGAAUGAACGAAGAGAUUGCUGGGAUCUGUUGUGCGAACCGAUGAACACAGCAAAGUUAUGUAUGAUUAUAGUAACAACCCGUAGUGAGAGAGUGGCAAAGCUUGUGCAGACAAUGCCUAAUUUCUACAGCCUAAACUGCCUAAGUUCUGAAGAGAGCUGGUCAUUGUUUAAGCAAGUUGCUUUUACUGUUGACAAUGGAAACACUCCAAACCUUCAAGAGAUCGGAAUGUCUAUUGUUAAAAAGUGUAAGGGCUUACCUUUAGCAAUUAAGACACUAGCCAGCAUGUUGUGCUAUGAAACAUGUGAACAGAGAUGGAAAGAUGUCAUAGAAAGCGAGUUGUGGGACUUGGAGCAACCAAGGAAUGAGGUUUUGCCAUCCUUGGAGUUGAGCUACAAGAACAUGCCUAUAUACCUAAAACGAUGUUUUGUUGCCAUCUCUCUAUAUCCAAAAGACUAUAUAUUCGAUAGAAACCAGGUGCUUCAAUUGUGGAAAGUACUAGACCUCCUUCAAAGUGACAGACAUAAUAAUGAGACUGAAAUUGGAAAUAGAUAUCUCGAUGAAUUGGUUGAGCGGUCAUUUCUUCUAUUUCUUCUAACAAAGGUUGAUGGACAUUACUACAAGAAAUACUUAAUGCAUGAUCUUAUUCACGAUCUUGCAUGCUUUCUUUCUGCAGAUGAGUUCUUUAGACUUGAUGAUAGCAGUACAUCCAUUGAAAUUCCACAAAAUGCUCGGUACAUAUCUAUCCAAAAUUUGGCAUCCAGUGAGAUUUCAAUCACACCACUUGCUUUGAGGGCCAUCAUAGUGUUGCCUAGAGCAGAAGUGAACAUUAAUAAUUCAGAAGCAUUAUUUUCUAAGUGUGAAAAGUUACGAGCCCUCGUGUUAGGUGAAGGCUGUCUGGAUCAAAACUUACCUGCCUUAAUGGGAAGGUUGAAAUUACUACGCCAUUUGAAACUUGUCACAAGCUUCUUUAGUCACUCUGAUCCAUGCUGGGACCACGUUGAUGGACUACGUGGAAUUGGGCACCUAAAUAACAUGCUUACUUUGCCUCCAAUUCAUCUGAGAAAUGAUCGAAUAAUAGAGCUAAGGAGCUUGAACAAGCUAAGGGAGUUGAGAAUAGGUGGGUUGGGACUGCACUUGACUAUCGAUGGAGCAAAGGAUGCUAGGCUACAGAGCAAAAGGCACCUACAAUUACUAAGCUUGGAUUUUGGAGAUUGCUGUCCAGAUCACAACCAACAAGUGCAGCUACUUGAGAGCCUGCGACCACAUCGCAACCUCGGAGAAUUGAUAAUAAUGAACUACGAGGGUCUGAAGUAUCCCUAUUGGUUGGGCGAUGCUUCCUUUUCCAACUUGUCUCAAAUAGAACUCGGUUAUUCUCACAUUCAGUACCUUCCAACGCUCGGUGAUCUUCCGUCCCUCGUGUCCCUCCAUAUCCAUGACAUGAUGAUUGUCGAGCGAAUUGGCUGGGAGUUUUGCAGCCAUUUUCAUGGUGUUAAGGGAUUCCCAUCAUUGACACAGUUGAGAUUCAAUUGGAUGCAUAAGUGGUCAGAAUGGUCUGGAAUUGUUGACGGUGGAUUUCCACGCCUGCGCACUCUUUCGAUCUGCCAUGCCCACAGUCUAAGGCUUGAUAACAUUGAAUCAUUUCCGUUCAGAUCCUUGAUAACUCUCGAACUGGACAAAUGCUGCUGCAUCACAACCAUUCCUGCAUCGACUUCACUACGCACGCUGCGCAUUGAUCGGCGGAGCUUUGACUUGCGCAGAAGCUCAACUGAUGGUCCGCGGCUGAAUCGCCUCCCGUCCUUGGAGUGUUUAACAGUCAUCUGCCAUGACACCACAAGCAUCCUUCUUCAGCCACAGCACCUGCCUUCACUCAAGAAGCUCAACUUGAGCUGCGAAAAACUGCAGUACUGCGAUGGACUUUCAGGCCUCACUUCCCUCUCGGUGCUCAAGCCUUGGGGAUGCCCAAAGCUCCCAAUUCAUAGUUUGAUCCCACAGCUGCAGCUACAGACUCUGGAUGUUCGUUGCUCACCAGCUUACAAUUUCAGGCACUUUGAUUGUUAAGAAUAUUUGAUGGCCAGGAUAUGUUAUCGGACUGCUAGCUUAUACGGUCACAGGAAUGGAAGCACUACGAGACUUCAGUGAAACCUCAACUUUGCGGUGUUCAUUUUCUGACCUCAGGGAAGGCAUUGGGUUUUGGGCUCUUCCCUAUCCUGAUCUCUGAUCGGUGUGCUUGAAGCCUAACACUGCAAUUCAGGCUUGGUUUCAGAGUUUCCGACCAACACGCCAUGUUUUGAGGUUGUUUUAUUUUCCUUGUAUUAAUUCCAAAUGGUGCAAUGCAUUAGUAGUUGGGUCGAUCUCAUUUUAUCAUGUAUUCAGCCGUAUGUCUGAUACAGAUCGUACAGCAUGAGUUGCAUUUUCGUAAAAUUUUCAGCAGCGAGUUGUCACCGACUCCGUACCUUAAAUAUUCAGAAGAUUCGAGAUUGUAAUGUAAUUUUCAUUGUGGGAGAAGUGUUUUGUUAGGAAUCGAGUGGGCUGCCAAUGGGCCUGUACAACCAUUCAUUCAAGCUGGCCCAAGCAAACCCAAGGUAAAGAACAAAAGCAACAGCAUCGGUUCUUUCAGGGGAGGAAAAACACAGAAAGGGGCAGGACGGCGACCAGCCUGAGCGGCUUGGCGAUCGGCGGCGGCUUGGAUCCGGGCUAGAUCCUCGUCGAGUAUCUAUUCCCUCCUCCACCUCCCAUUUCCCUAGCUUCUAGAACCUUCCAGAACCCCUGUAUUUCCUCGUCUUCCACCUCCAAAAACAGCACUGUUGACUGGAUAGUUGUUCGUGGUGAAAUUCUUGUUGUUUGGUGAUUUGGUUGCUAAAAAUAUGGUAUCAGAGCCGCUGAUCCAUGGGAUUUCAAGCAUGGAGGCAAUGGGGAAGUACCGCUGCGGCGUCCCGUGCAGUUGGUCAUUGGAUUUGGGCAAGGCUACUGCUCAUGGCACCAACGCCCACAACCUGUUCGGUGAAAUGUCAAGCCAAGGAGAGGUGUCCCAAGAAGAUCUCAAGAUAUCUAAGGCCGUCCCCAUCAAUUCCCCCAUGAACAAAGAGGAGAAAAUGAUGGAUGAAGCUCUGGAUCAGAUAUUGGAGAAGCUUGAACAAAUGAAGACCAAGCGUAGGUGCAAUGAGAAGAUUGAUCAGAUUUUGGAGAAGUUUGACGAGAUAGAAGCUAAUAGGCGCAAAUCAUUCGAGGAGACAACUAACAUCAUCAAGGCGACAACCUCCAUCUUCAAUUCUGCAUCAUCUUCAACACCCCCGACCUCGCCUACUCCAGUGCUCGCCAAGUGUUCGUGGGCGUGUUCCAACAGUGCCAGUGCGUACACGACAACAAGUGCAAGCCACAACAUCGAUGUUCCUACUCCGACAGUCGCCAUGGGCUUGCAGGUGAGUUUGAACCAUGGCAUUGGUACUACAACAGUGACGCCCACCAAGUGCUUGGUAAAUUGCUUCGACAAUGACACCGGUGUGAAUCAUGCCAUUCUUGAGGAGUCGUUUGCUAGUACCACUGCUGCAGCCACCAUGGAGACAGUGGUUAGCGAGGACAAGGCCUGCUCUAUUUUCAUCAAUACUACUGACCUCACCAAGGUUAUGCAUUCAAGGUGUACGACAAUCAGCCUCAAAGACAACAUCGGUACUAUUCAGGCCGAGGUUGCAUUCCCCUUUCCGUUUCACACACUGAACAUGAUUGCAGCACCAAAGGAGCCCAUGCUAGUCAUGGCAGAAAAGCUGGAUUCCAUUUUCUGCAUAAAAUUGGUGAUGCCCAACGGGUGUUUGAUGAAAUGCCUCAAAAGUGACAAGAGGCUGCUGGCGGGGCUUCCCAAGAGAAAACCUUGGCCACUUCCUUGGUCAGGUGGUGUGGUUAGAGGAGGGAAUGUGUGGCAUGUUCCAUGGUCUGCAUUUGAUUCCGUUUAGACAAGUGUAUGUCUAAUACCACCAUGGCCACCGCCAAUUAGACUUAAGCAAUGCAGGUCCUGGAAAAUUGGAGUGGCAAUUAGUCUGUUUGCUUGGAAGGCACAGUGGGAUUUUGUUAGUUACAGGAGCUGCACCGUUGUUGAAAUUUCUAGAAUGCAUGAGCUUGCCUUGUUGGUGCUAUUAACUCAAGACCCAAGUGAUGAUAAAAGAGAUGACUUGCUACCGGCAUCCAAAAAUCCAUUCACCUCCUAUAUGAUGGCACAAUAUUUUGAGGUUAUUGAAAGCAGGCUUAUUAGUGAUAUAAGCCACUUGGAUGGCAACAAUGUUCAGGAUACUUGGGACUGCAAGGGAAUUCUAGUUAUACUAGAAGAUGGUACCAGCAAAUGGAGAAUGCAAGGGAUCAAGCCAAGUGCAAGCAAGAAUAUAAUUUCAGCAUGGAAGAAUGUUUUUAUUCCAACCAUCAGAUCAGUCUUGGAAGGUGACAAGCAAUUCUGCAUUUACAAGCCAAAUAUUAGCACUUAUUUGCUAUGUCAUGUUGCUAUGCCAACUAUUCUUGGAAGGCUGAAAACAAGAGGCACAAUUGUUAAGCUUGUGGUAAAAUAUGAGCACUGUGAAGAAGGCAUACUAAGCUGGAGUGGAAUAUUGUCAUUACUCAUUACAAGGAAGGGCAAUAGUGAUGGGAAUGACCUGAUCAUUUUGAUUAUCCAAGAGCUAUAAGUGCCAUGGGAUCCGGGUGGUUUGCAUUUUCAGAAUUUUAAUUGCCAUCGACUUGCGGACAAGUCGAAUUUUAAGAAGAGGGGAUUGUUAGGAAUCGAGUGGGCUGCCAAUGGGCCUGUACAACCAUUCAUUCAAGCUGGCCCAAGCAAACCCAAGGUAAAGAACAAAAGCAACAGCAUCGGUUCUUUCAGGGGAGGAAAAACACAGAAAGGGGCAGGACGGCGACCAACCUAAGCGGCUUGGCGAUCGGCGGCGGCGGCGGCUUGGAUCCGGGCUAGAUCCUCGUCGAGUAUCUAUUCCCUCCUCCACCUCCCAUUUCCCUAGCUUCUAGAACCUUCUAGAACCCCUGUAUUUCAUCAUCUUCCACCUCCAAAAACAGCACUGUUGACUGGAUAGUUGUUCGUGGUGAAAUUCUUGUUGUUUGUUGAUUUGGCUGCUAGCACGUUUCCCCAAAUUCAGAAAUGAAGCCAUCAGAAGUUAAGCUCGCGUUUCCAAGUUUACCUCUGAUGCUCCUUCCCUUCACUAGUCAGGAAAUUGUUCUGUACGAUUCAAGGAACAUAAUUUUACAGAACUAUCAUUAUCUUAGCGACUUCAGAGUACAAGUAUUGCAGCAAUGGCAACACCGGCAGCAAGCGCCACCACCAUGGACGACGAACAGCCGGCUGCCGGCGGCGCGGCGGAGAGCGGCUCGUAGUACGACGCCGGCACCGGCGGGAGGCCGCGGCCGCGCGCGACGGCGAGCUCGAACCGCAUCCCCUUCCGGCAAUGCUCGCCUCCCCCGGCGUCGGAGAAGAAGUAGUUGGCGCCCUCCGCCGUCAGCAUCACCGUCAAGAACGCCUCCUCCGUCUUCCACCCGCCGCCGCUGCAUCCGGCCGCCGCCGCCGCGCCGCCAUCGCCGCAGAGCUUGUAGACGGUGGCGUUGGUGGUGUGCACCACCGUGUUAUCCGUGUUGGUGCUGAAACCUGCAACGAGAACACACGGAUUUCGCGUGAAUUUCAAGCGAAUCAGCCAAAACUUUCUGAAAAUUUUUGAACUUACUGAGGUAGUCGCCGAGGUAGAAGGUGCGGUUGGCAGCCCAAGCGGAGUAGUUGGCGACCGAAGCAUUCGCAUUGCCGUCAAAGAACCAGCCGGCGCCCUCGCCGACGGUGUGGUUGGCACCGAACGGCGGCGGCGGCGCCGUCGUGUUCCGGCCAUGGCUGGUCGUCGCCGUCGCAUUGCUCGGAGCCGGAGUCGCCGAAGCCAUGCUGAAAACGGCAGCAAGUUGUACUGCUACUACUAUGGACAUUGUGAUCACAAUUGUCAACGGUGUAUACAGCAUCCAGGUGAGAGUCGGUGCUGGCUCUUGGGUGGAUACAGACAUGCAAUGCAGCCACCUGAGCACUGGGAAUGUGUAACCAAGUAUGGUCGGUGAGACGGUGACCGGAUCUAUCUAUGGAGAAUAGUUUAGUACAGACCAUAUACUGUUUGACUAAACUGAACUGCCUAGGUUGCUGGUACAAAUCAUUGAUAAUCAUGUUCAGGUUUUUCAGAUCACCUUCAGAUUAACUCCUGUGUGAGUAAUCUGGGUGAUAAUCAUUUAUUACAUUUUGUAUCUGCUCUGGUCUCCGGCGAUUUGCCUGGAGAAGCUGGUUAAUAAAUCAGCUUGUUACCGUGUCAAAAAAAAAAAAAAACUCCUGCGUGAGUAAUGAGAUUGAUCAUUCAUAAAACUUGGACACUGAAUAUUUCUGCUGCAGACUGCAGAUUUCAGAGAACAUGACAGAAACAUCUCCUGGUGGGAUGUGAAAUGGAGGAAAAAUGUUUCCUAUAUUGGAGCAAUAUCAAAGCGAAUUUUGUCCACAUAAUGUUAUACAAUUAUAUUGUAAGCAUUAGUACCAGAUCUAAACACCUAAGAAUAUAUUCUAUACACACUAGAUCUAUGACGUAUAGUUAACUACAGACCAUAUUGCUUGACUAAACUAAACUGCCUAGGUAGCAGGUACAAAGCUUUGAUAAUCAUGUUCAGGCUUUCAGAUUAACUUGUGGUGCAGACUUCAGAGAAAAUUCAGAUCACCUUCAGAUUAACUUGUGCAGAAUUCAGAUAAAAUGAUAGAAACAUGUGUCUCAGUAGAUUGUGAAUUGGAGGAAAUUCUUAUCUGCUGCUGACACUGAAGCAUACCAAAGCGAUUUCUAUUCAUACAUUGUAAUUAUUACAUUUGAAUCAUUAGUACCGGAUUUAUAUACACCAAUAAUAUAAUAUAUUCUGCUAGAAGCAGCAGUAUUACUGCUACAUAAUCAUUAAAAUUGUAACCAUUAGUAUACCAGAUUUACAUACACUGAAGAAUAUAUUGUUCUGCUAUAAGCCUAUGGCACUAUCAUGUGACUAUACAUCUAUACUAUGUCACCUAGAUUAUCAUUUGGAUCUGUUCAAAUGUCUGGAAUGUUGAUAUAGGCCACACUGCCAAUCUCCAUGCCUGUGAUGUGAAAUCAGUGAAGUUUCGGUAUACUUCAGAUGAAAAAUUCAUAUCCGAGUUGAACCCUUAAAGAAAUGCUUACGAUUCAAGAAGAGCAUUUGUGAUCGGCAGCUGUGCUUGU